Molecule: messenger RNA, 759 nt
Organism: Paramecium pentaurelia
Lineage: Eukaryota; Ciliophora; Oligohymenophorea; Peniculida; Parameciidae
Source: the annotation of a GenBank genome assembly
AUGGAUCAAUAAUAAGGAGAAAAUAAAUUAUCAAAAAAAUAAUAAAAGAAAUUAGCCAAAAAGGAAAAAUAAAAAGAGUAUUUCAAAGAAAAGAAAAUUCAAAAAAAACAAAUUAGAAAAUAAUAAAAAUAAGAAUAAAAAUCUAAUAUAGUAGUAGAUGAUGAUAAUAAAAUUCAUAAUUAAGAAAGAUAACAUAAAAAACCAAGAGAAUAGUAUUAAGAAGAAAUGAAGAAUGGAAUCAAAAUUAUUAUUGAUUUACAAUUCAUGAGUUAAAUGACUAUUCAUGAGAAAACAUCAUUAUAUAAAUAAAUAGAGCUUUGUCAUUCAAAUAAUUUUAAAUCAAAAAAACCUUUGAAUCUUAUUGUGACAUCGUUAACAGAAGAUUUUAAAUAAUUAUUAAAUAAAAGUAAUGCUUCAAAUUGGGGAAUAGAAUUAAAUGAAAAACCAUAUAUUGAUUUAUUUAAAAAAGAGGAUUUAGUUUAUCUUACAGGUGAUACAGAAGAUGUUAUAGAUGAACUUAAUUAGGAAGAAGUAUAUAUAAUUGGUGGAUUAGUUGAUCAUAAUAGAUUAAAAUUAAUAACAUAUAAUAAAGCUAUAGAACAAGGUAUAAAAACUAAGAAGUUGCCAAUAAAUUUAAAUUUAAAAACAUCUUCAAUAUUAACAGUAAAUUAGGUAUUCGAAAUAUUAUUAAGACGCAAUAAUGGAGAAGAUUGGAAUGAUUCUGUAUAAAAUACAAUACCAAAGCGAAAGCUUUUAUGA